AUGAAUGGCGGACUCGAGUCGCGUGAUAGGGGAACUCGCGCCGCAGGCCUUGCCGCAGCACCAACGCCGCCAGUGCUUCGGGAGGCAUCAGCAAUUGCCGUAGCGGCAAUCGCGGCGGCGAAGGCGGUGCAGAGACGAACGCUGGAGUGCGCGAUCGACGCCGUUGAUGCGCUCACCGCCUGGUGCGGCGGAGCGAGCGGCGGGGGAAUUAGCGGAGGCGGAGCGGCUGGGGGAAGCGGGGCAGGGACAAUGGGCGGGGCGCUGAUGCGGCGCGGAGGGGGGGCCGGGGGCGGAGGCGCAAGCGGGUUGUGGGGAGGCGGAGACCCGCUGAAGGGGAGUCGGAAGAUGUGGGUUGCGGGGCUGAUGGUGGUUGCGCUCAUCAGCCUCCUGCUACAAUCAACCUCAAUAUCACACCUGCUAUCCGCCUGCCCGCCUAACGCCCUCCUCUCUUCCCCUCCCCUCUCUCCCUCCACUCCCCCCCUUCGCUUUCGCCCUCCCCUCUCCCCCUUCCCUCUCUCCCCAUUUUCCCCUCUUCCCCUCUUGUCUUCCCCACAUCCCCCACCCCGCGUCCCCGCUUCCGCCAGCCUGGCGAGCAGCGAGGCGCAGCUGGCGCAGCAGGUGCGCGCGCAGGCGGGCGCGGUGUCAGAGCUGGCGGAGCGCGCGCAGCAGCAGGUGCAGCUGCUCGGCGCGCUGCUGAAGCGCACGGAGGCGCUCGAGGGCGCGCUGGGGCGCCUGGCGGACGGGCGCGAGCGGGAGGUGGUGGCGCGGGAGAUUGGCGCGCUGGGGGGCGGGGGAGGGGGCGGGGGGAGGGGGAGCGGGAGGGGGAGGGGGAGGCGGAGGCGGAGGGGGAGUGGGAGAGGGAGGGGGUGGGGGAGGGGGAGCGGGGGAAGGCGUGCAGAGCAUGGGUUACGGCUGCAGCGGGCGAUCAUAGAUGGGCUUAAGGCGCGCGUGCAGCAGCUGCAACAGGACGUUGCUGCUGCCCGUGCUGCCCCCGUCACCACUGCUGCCACCGCCCAACUUCCCCUUAUCUCCCCUCUCUCUCCUUUCCCUUUCGCCCAUCUCUUGCAGCAGGAGGUUGCUUCUGCCCGUGCCACCGGCACCACCACUGCCAUGCACAACCCCCUUUUUCCCCCUAUCCCCCCUCUCUCUCCCCCUCUCUUUUGCUCCCCGCAGUUACGGCUGCAGCGGGCGAUCAUAGAUGGGCUCAAGGCGCGCGUGCAGCAGCUGCAACAGGAGGUUGCUGCUGCCCACGCUUCCCAUGCCAGCACCGCCUCUACUGCCACUGUUUCCACUGCUUCCCGCACCACUAGUGCUGCUACUGAGGGUAGAGCAGCGGGGACAAGGGGGGAGCAGCAGCAGCAGCAGCAGCAGAAGCAGCAGGAAGGGGAGGAGCAUGGGAAGGGGGAAGCGGAGGGGCAGGGGGAGGGGGAAGGGAAGGAGCAGGAGCAGGAGGGUCGUGGGGAGGAGGAGUCACAGCGGCAGCAGCAGGAGGAAGGGGGGCAGGGACACCAGGAAGGGGGACAAGGGCAGCAGGAGCAGGAUGGAGGUGCGGGAGGGGAGGAGCAGAGAGGGGUAAAGGAGGAGGGAGGCAUGGUUAGAGAGGCCCGGGGUGAAGACUUGGAGCUGAUUGGACGAGACGAAGAAUACACACCAUUCCGAGAGUACUCUACACCAUCAGGCUACAAGUUUGUUCGCUUCAGUGCACAUCGCAUCUCCCCAACAGCCUUUGCAGCAGUGGGCGUGGCCCCUCUGUCUGCACGCCACCUCUCCCAGCCCCUCUCCCACUGCGUCUGGCUGCCCCCAGAUGGUUCCCCCCUCGCCCCAGUGAGAGGAGCCGUCUCAACGGUAUUCCCCUCACACCCCCCGGAGGCCCCCAUGGAAACAGUGGUGCUGCGCUGCUCCUUUGCCCCACCUGCUGCGCCUGGGGAGGGGGAGAAGCAACGGGGGGAGGGGGAGGGGGCGCUGCCGUUGGGGGGCAGGGUGGCAGCGGUUAUGGCGGGAGGCAUGACUGUUCCCCUCAUCAGGGAGCAACACCUCUUCGACAAAUCACCACCCACCACCACCACCACCUUUCCGCCGCCCUUCCCAUCCCACCUCACCCUCUGUCUCCCCCCGCUCCACGGCCCAUCCAUCUCCCCGCGCGCCCUCCUCGAGUUCCUCUCAUACCACCGCCUCAUCGGCAUCACCUCCUUCCUGCUCUACAACGCGGGGGGCGCCACCGACCCCGUGCGGGCCGUGAUCCACGCCCAGGCAGAGCAAGGCAGGGUGGAGACAGGCCAAGGCACGGCCCAGGCAGGGCAAGGCAGGGCGGAGCUGGUGGAGAUGGCAGGGCUGUUGGAGCGGGAGCAGCUGUGGAACCACGGGCAGGUGCCGGCGCUGCACGACUGCUUGUAUCGGUCCCGCAUGGCGGCGCGCUGGGUGCUCUAUCUUGACUUGGAUGACUACCUCUGGCUGCCGCCUGUUACUGAGCCCCGGCCGCUCCCGCCCUUGCACAUACUGUUAGAGACCUAUGAUGCUGGUAACUCGAUCGAAGUGCUUGGCUUGCCCGACCCCAGCGCACCCGGCAUGGCAGCAGGGGGAGACACGGCGACAGCAGGAGGGGUGGACGCAGGGGGGGGGCGGUUGUGGAGAGGCGGGGUGGUGCGGGAUAAGAAGGUACCCAAGGAGUCGCAGUGGGGGGGGGAGAGGGAGGGCGAGAUGCAGGUGGAGCGGUUUGUGUUCCACUGGCCGGAGCCGGCAUGCCAUGACAAUGAGAAGGACGGCGAGAGGAUUUUCGACCCGUCUCUGUGCCCGGGGGAGCAGGGCCACCGGAAAUUUAUUGUUGACCCGCGAAGAGUUGACAGCAUGGGAGUGUUUGGCCCGAUCCCCUCCCACCCCACCUACCCACGCAUGGCGCAUCUCAGCACGAGUGACCUGCAGCUGCUGCACUACAGGGAGCUGGGGUCGGGCACACAGCAGGGCGUGUGCACGAGCGACCUGCAGCUGCUGCACUACAGGGAGCUGGGGUCGGGCACGGCGCAGGGCGUGUGUGACGAGCCCACUCCCCGCUGGCGCACCGUGGGGUGGUGGCACACCGAUGCUUCCUAUGCGCGCUCCAUUGCUGCCUUGAGACAACGAGCGCAAUGCAACUUCACCAGUGGAGGGGUGAGUUGGGCUUGA
This is a messenger RNA of Closterium sp. NIES-65, 3159 nucleotides long. Lineage: Eukaryota; Viridiplantae; Streptophyta; Zygnematophyceae; Desmidiales; Closteriaceae. The record is from the annotation of a GenBank genome assembly.